Molecule: messenger RNA, 2073 nt
Organism: Tachysurus vachellii
Lineage: Eukaryota; Metazoa; Chordata; Actinopteri; Siluriformes; Bagridae
Product: serine/arginine-rich splicing factor 11-like
Exons: 12
Coding region: 184-1533 (449 amino acids)
Cellular component (GO): nucleoplasm
Molecular function (GO): RNA binding
Source: RefSeq, a predicted model, not a curated record
UGUGUAGCUGAGGGAAGCUUCCGUUGUUCUUAGAGACGGUUGAUGGACGCGCUCCGGCCUGCACUGCGGAGCUCAGCGCUAUUUUGAGAUCAAAUUUUCGUCCCAGACUUUCGUCCCUUUUCCGAGGCGGCGUUUAAGAUAAUCUACUAUUCGGGAUUGUGAUUUGUUUUUCUUUCUUUGAAGAUGAGUUCCGGGACGAACGUCGUGCAGGUGACUAACGUGUCCCCGAGCACCACCUCGGAGCAAAUGCGCACUCUGUUCGGUUUCCUGGGAACCGUCGAAGAGCUCAAACUGUUCCCUCCAGAUGACUCCACCAUGCCAGUGACUUCGCGCGUGUGCUUCGUGAGGUUUAACGAGCAGGAGUCGGUCGGCGUUUCCCAGCACCUUACAAACACGGUCUUUGUGGACAGGGCUCUUAUAGUUGUGCCCUACGCAGAAGGUGUGAUCCCCGAUGAGUCAAAAGCUUUGUCGCUGAUGGCGCCUGCGAACGCCGUCGCCGGGCUUCUUCCAGGGGGAGGACUGCUGCCGACACCCAACCCUCUAGCAUCGAUGGGAGGCGGAGUUCUGGGUGCUCUCGGUGGUCCAGCCAUGUUACCUGGAGCCGGCAUGAACCCCCAGGCGCUCUCUGCCGAUCAGAUUCUGAAGCUGAUGACCUCAGUGGAUCCAAAGAUGAACCCGAUGGCGGCAGGCAUGGGUCUGAAGGCAGACGCUUCCAACAAGGAAAUCGAGGAAGCCAUGAAGAGAGUCCGAGAGGCCCAGUCCCUCAUCUCUGCUGCGAUUGAGCCCAGUAGUAAAAAAGACAGCAAGCGCAAGCAUUCUCGCUCCAGAUCCAGGUCUAGAUCCCGACGCAGGAGAUCCCGCUCUCGCUCCCGACACAGGAGGUCCACCAGCAGGACUCGGAAACGCUCCCGGUCCCGCAGCCGCAGACGCUCCCGAAGCCCCAGGAGGAGGAGAUCCCGCUCCAGAGACCGUGGCCGCCGCUCCGCCAGCAGAUCCAGGGACAGAAAAAAAGAGGACAAAGACAAGAAACGCUCUAAAACACCUCCAAAGAGCUACAGCACCGCCAGGAGAUCUAGAAGCACGAGCCGGAGACGAAAGAGGAGCGUUAGCCGAUCUCCUCGAAGAUCUCCCAAGAGAAGAUCCAGGACACCGUCGCCAAGGCGACACAAGAAGGAGAAGAAGAGAGACCGGGAACGAGAGAAGGACCGAGAGCGUGAUCGCGACAGGAGGUCUGACCACCGAGAGCGGGAUCGCGACGAGUCCGAGCGCUCCUCUAACAAGAAGAAAAAGAGCAAAGAUAAGGAGAGAGAGCGGACGUCCGAUAGCGAGAAGCGAGACGUGAAGGUGACUCGAGACUAUGACGAGGAGGAACAGGGAUACGACAGCGAGAAGGAACGCGAGGCAAAGUAUUCCGACGAUUCUGGUUCCUCUCCCGCACGCUACGAAGGCGACAGCGCCAAGCACACGCCUAAACAGGCCAAGCAGAACGGAGACGACCACAACGAAGAACAGGACAUGGACGUGAGCGACUGAGAGCCACGAAGACACCCGACGAACUUUGAACGAACCGUAUCAUGAUUUGCUUUACCCUCGUGGUCGUCUCUCCUUCUUUAAUAACCUCAGAGUUUAACAUUUAACUGUUUCUCCUCUUCAUCAGCCACGUGAGCGUUUAAUGCGAUUUGGGUUCAAUAACACAAAGUAGCCUGUGUUUCCUUUCCAUCCUGUUUUGCUCUUUAAAAGGGAAGGAUCGUUCAUUUGUCGCUGUUUGUUUUCGGUCUCUUCGUUGCUUCCCUUUUGGCUCAGCAAUUGACAAAUAGCUAUUUUUUGUUGUUGUUUUUUUCUUUCUUAAUACCAUGUCUACAAGACUGUUUAACGUCCACGGAUCUCUUGGAGAAAGUUUUUGCCCCCCUCCCCUUUUCCAUUUAUCAUUUUGAUACCGAUCUUUGCCGUAAUUGUCAUUUUAAAUAGAACAUGUACAUGAUUAGUGCUUUAUAUUCCUAGACUUCAUAUUCAGUAGAUGAUCAUCCUGGAGUUGGAAUUUUUUAUACUGUAAAUAAACUCGCUUGAGUCAAA